CCGAACCCGAAUAGGUACCUGAAUGAAUCAGAAACCAACCAAUCAAAAUUUCCCCUAAGCCGUUGUCAAGUCAGAUCUGACUGGUAACAAUCGUUUCGAAUGACUCAAAUUUAGUUCCCACCGUAGAGUUGACUUUCUUAUUUUUGUAAGAGACGUUUAAAAUUCUACAACCUGCUGCUUUGACAAAUCUUCGAACAAGAAACUGGGGAAAAGUUUUGAACGAUCAUCGAUUUUCCCACAAUUUCUGACUGCAAGAGACGAUCGACUGGACUUCAUAUUCUUGUACAUACAUAUAUGAACCACCAGAGGAGUAAUUUUGUGAGGCUUGAUAAUUGCAAAAUGGAGAGAUCUUCAAACAUGCAAUAUGUAAAUGGGAAUUUCAAGAAUGUUAGAGAAAGCUUAAAGAGAGUAUACAGGAAGAUGAAAACCCUUGAAAACAGGAGGAAAACAGUUCUCUUAGUUUGCGUGGCUGCUUUGGGUAUUGACCCUUUAUUUCUCUUUGUCCCUGUGAUUGAUUCUCCUAGAUUCUGCAUCACUUUCGACAAGAAGCUUGGAGCAGCAGUUUCUAUAGUCAGUUCCUUUAUUGACACUUUAUAUGUGAUCAUUCACAUCAUUAUUAAUUUUAUUACCGAGCUCAUUUCUCCUCAUCCUCAAGUUUCUUUAAGAGGCGAGCUCAUCCUACAUUCUAAGGCCAUAAGGAAAAGAAAUCUCUGGUUUCACUUCGUCGUUGACAUUCUUUCUGUUCUCCCCAUUCCCAAGGUUGUGGUACUCACUCUCAUGCAAAGGUCUGACUCACUGGUGUCAAAGGAAAUACUGAAAUGGAUUAUACUUUCUCAAUAUGUACCAAAAAUCAUUCGUAUCUAUCCGCUUUUCAUAGAAGUGACAAGAGCCUCUGGUACAGUAGCAGAAACAAAGUGGAUCGGUGCUGCUUUCAACCUUUUCCUCUACAUGUUGCACAGUUAUGUGUUUGGGGCUUUCUGGUACUUGAGUGCAAUAGAAAAGAAAAACAAAUGUUGGCGUGAAGCUUGUGCUAGGACACCCGGAUGCAAUCUAGUGAAUCAGUAUUGUGCACGAGGUGGCGGAGACAACAGUCGUUAUCUGAAUACUUCAUGCCCAUUAAUUGAGCCUGACCAAAUAACAAACUCCACAGUCUUCAACUUUGGUAUGUACAUUGAUGCAUUGAAGUCAGGGAUCGUUGAGGUAAAGCCAAGGGAUUUUCCAAGGAAAUUCUUCUACUGCUUUUGGUGGGGUCUCCGAAAUCUUAGUGCUUUAGGCCAAAACCUGGAGACUAGUAACUCUGUAGGGGAUAUCGUUUUUGCUAUCAUCAUAUGCGUCUCUGGUCUACUCUUGUUUUCUGUGCUCAUUGGGAACGUUCAGAAGUACUUGCAAUCAACUACUAUUAGAUUAGAUGAAAUGGAGGAGAAAAAGAGAGACACAGAGAAAUGGAUGUCGAAUCGGAUGCUACCAGAGUACCUAAAGGAACGCAUAAGGAGAUACGAGAAUUACAAAUGGCGAGAAACCAGAGGCAUUGAAGAGGAAGCUUUUCUUCGCAACCUUCCUAGUGACCUAAGACUUGAGACCAAACGCCAUCUCUACCUUUCUAUGUUAAACAGUGUUUUUUGGCUCAACAUCAUGGAUGAUCCCUGGCUACUAGAAGUAUUGUGCGACCGAGUGAAGCCUGUAUUUUACUCAGCGAAUAGCUACAUAGUGCGAGAGGGUGAGCCGAUUGGCGAAAUGCUUAUUGUAACAAGAGGCGAGCUGAAAAGUAUGACCGCAUCUUCUAGGGAAAUAAGUGGUUACUAUGAUUCAUCUGACCUCAAAGCAGGUGACAUAUGUGGAGAUCUUCUCUUUUGGCUUCUUCAUCAGCAUCAUUCUUCUGGCCUCCCCACUUCAAACAGAACAAUAUUGACCGUGACCAAUGUUGAGGGGUUCAUUCACCUGCCUGAUGAUCUCAAAUUUGUAGCUUCUCAUUUCAACCGUUUUCAUAGCAGCAGACUCAAACAAAUGUUCAAGUUCUAUUCACCAAAUUGGCGAUCAUGGGCGGCAUGCUUCAUACAGGCAGCAUGGAGGGAACAUUGCAAAAGGAAGCUUUCUAAGAUCUUACACACUGAAACUGAACAUCAGCAAAUUGCACAUGGCCAACAACUGAAUCUUGGAGCAACUCUCUACGUGUCAAGAUUUUUGUCCAGAGCAUUGCGAAAUCGACAGAAAAAUGGAGGGGAUUGUUCUAGCUCUCCACAUGUGGUACCUCACAAACCAGCUGAUCCCGAGUUUUCAAAGGAAGAAUCAUAGUUUAUAAUUAAAAGGAAGAAUCAUAGAGGAGUGAAGACUAAUCUCUCUCCAUUGCCCACAUUGCAAUAUAUUAGCUAUGUAAGCCUAUACAAUUCUCUAGAAUUUGGGCAUGAGUGAGAUAACUCACUUUAGUUAUGUGGUCAUGUGCAAUUUUGAUAAGAAAAAAAUAAGAAAAAAUCUUGGAACGUGAUUAAAUUAUGUUUGGUACAUACAAGAAUCGUGCAUGGAAAACUAGAUAGAUUGCUGUUUGUGAGUAAAGAUGUUUUAAAAUCUGAUAAUAAC
Thlaspi arvense is the source of this 2574-nucleotide messenger RNA. The record is from the annotation of a GenBank genome assembly. NCBI's taxonomy places the organism in Eukaryota, Viridiplantae, Streptophyta, Magnoliopsida, Brassicales, Brassicaceae.